Messenger RNA from Echinococcus granulosus, 2949 nucleotides. RefSeq names its product AP-3 complex subunit beta-1. Lineage: Eukaryota; Metazoa; Platyhelminthes; Cestoda; Cyclophyllidea; Taeniidae. Gene Ontology annotation, biological process: vesicle-mediated transport; intracellular protein transport. Bases 1 to 2949 code for a protein of 982 amino acids. The record is from RefSeq and is a predicted model, not a curated record. The transcript is spliced from 15 exons. Gene Ontology annotation, cellular component: membrane coat.
AUGGAUUUCAGACACCUGGAAUGCCGUCUUUGUCGUCUGACUUCGAGAAAUGAGGAUAUCAAAAAAAUGCUUGAUAGCAACAAAGAUAACCUCAAGUUGACUGCCAUGCGACGCGUUAUUGCUGUAAAAAAGUUGGUUUAUGCCUACCUGACGCGUUAUGCUGAGGAGCAGCAAGAUCUUGCUCUCCUCUCAGUUUCUACUUUUCAACGCUCCCUUAAGGAUGCUAAUCAGUUGGUGCGUGCAUCGGCUUUGAGAGUGCUCUCAUCCAUCCGCAUUUCUGUCAUCGCGCCGAUUCUCAUGUUGGCUGUGCGUGAUGGAGCCGUCGACUUGUCGCCGUACGUGCGUAAAACUGUUGCACAUGCCAUACCUAAACUUUACAGUCUUGAUCCUGAGGAAAAGGAGCCUUUGGUGGAGGUAAUCAGCAAGCUGUUUGAGGAUAACUCAACCAUUGUUGUUGGUAGUGCAGUUCAGGCUUUCGAGGAUGUCUGCCCCGAGCGCCUUGAUCUCGUCCAUAAGCACUAUCGAAAGCUGUGCAACCUGCUAAUGGAUGUGGAUGAAUGGGGUCAAAUUGCGAUUAUCAAUAUGCUCACUCGAUACGCACGUGCACAAUUCCCCAACCCAAAGACUUGCUUGGAGAGCGCAGCUGCUGUUAGUAUGAGCAGAGGUGAUGCUACGUUGAACAUUUUUCACAGCAAGUCUGCUCCACCCGGCGAGGAUAGAGCGUGUGCUGGGAGUUUGAGGGAAGGAGAGGACGACGAUGAUGAUUACGACGACAAUGAUAUUGAUGGAAGUGGGAGUGAAAGGUCGAAGAAGAAGCGGUCGGGAUGUUCCAUCGAUCCCGCUGUGGAAGCCAUGUUGCGCGCUGAUUAUCACCUGCUCAUCACAGCCAGUCGACUCCUGCUGUUUAGCCACAAUGCUGCCGUAAGCUAUUCUGAGAAACUGUCGGUUUUUUGGCAUUUAUCUGUUCUUACCUGCCCAUUGGAUUCCCCAGGUGGUCAUCGCUGUGGCGCAACUCUUUUAUCACUGCGCACCAAAGGAGGAAAUGGGGGCUGUCGUAAGGGCUCUCAUGCGCAUUCUGCGCUCCACAAAGUAAGCUUGUCGUUAUACUUUUUUCGGUUCAUUCUAUCUCAUUAUCUCAAGAAAGGUAAAGAAAUUGAACAUGUCGUGCUCUCAAACGUAGCUUCAAUGAGCCUACUCCACCCCAAUCUCUUUGAGCCGCACUUGCGCAUAUUCUUCGUAUUCAACAGCGAUCCCAUACAGGUCAAACUGUUGAAACUGGAGAUUCUUACUAACCUUAUCAAUACCUCAACAAGUUCUAUUAUCCUUCGUGAGUUUCAGUUGCGAAUUGGGAGAAAAUAUUCGGGAUUGGGCCUUUUGACAAAUUCAUUACAUUCUUCAUGUUGUCUAACUCUAGAGAAUCUUGUGGCGGAAAGCGUUGUGGUGAUGCGCAAACUUUUGCAAAUGCAGACCACGGAUCACAAGGAUGUGAUUGUCCACAUCGCCCAAAUGGUAGAGGAGAUCACUGUGCCCUCGGCCAGAGCAUCGAUUCUGUGGCUACUGGGAGAGUACGGUUAUCGCGUGCCCAAAAUCGCUCCAGACGUCCUCCGCAAGAUGGCCAAGUCUUUCCCCAAGGAGCAUGUCGCCGUUAAACUUCAGAAGCCUGAGCUCUCCUACCUGGCUCGCAACGUGAAAAAAAUUCUCCUGGCUGCCAAACCUGCUCCAGUUCUUCGCUCCACCUACGCUGAGAGUAUCUUUGCUUAUGUGCCUGCAGAUCGUCCGACCUUUCGACUGGGUUCCAUGUCGCAGCUACUGGGCCGAGGUAUGGCUAAGUACAAGGAGCUGCCGGAGUGGCCACUGGUGCCGCCAGAUCCUACGACGCGAUGUGUCAAUGUGGCUCCGCUUCAAUCCCACACCGGUGCUUCCUCCGACCACUCCGGUCAGAGUCUGAGCAUCAGUCAACAGGAGACCGAGGACGAGGAAUCCAUCGAGGACGACGAAGAGGAAGGGGUGUCUGGAAGUGAAGAGGCGGAGGCAGAGGAUGAUGAGAAUGAGGAGAGUGAGAGCGAUUAUGCGAUUAAAGGAAAAAAUGGGCAUGACAGUGAUACUUUCCCAACGGAAUCUAAUUCCGAAUCCGAUCCUUUACCGCUGAAAAAAAUCGAGUCUCGUGAGUCUCUUUCUACUGAGUCAUCUCUAGAAUCGGACGAGGACGAAGGGAAUGCCGCAGUAAUUCAGAGAACUAAGAAAGAAUCAGCUCCAGUCCUCUUACUGGAUUUCGAUUCUCUGUCGAUGCCAAUGGUGGGCAGUGCUCGAGGUAAUUGGCCAUCGUUGGGGCAUCCACUUAUCCCUAAUGUGGUUACUCCUUCUUCCCAAACCUGCCCUCCGACAGAUGCCAUGCUUCCGGGUGAAGUGACAAUCGAGGUGAGGUCAUCGAGGUUUCACAGGACUGCCGAUUAUGUCCUUUGCCUGCUUCUUACUGCAUCGUAUUCAUGCCACAUGCAGUUGAGCAUUCCUUCCCACGAGUUGUCAUCGCCCGCGUGGUUCUUUGUUACGCCCGCCUAUGCAGAGCCCUUGUUGGUGGAGGCACGUUUCGCCCGCACCGUCUCGGUGUUCGGUCCACUUCAGACGAACGUCGAACUACGCCUCACCAACCGCAGCAUCGCACCUCCACACCGCCUCCAUCGACUGCGCCUUGACACCUCCGAUGCCACUGCAAUUGUUUUUUCGUCCCCUCGCCCAGCUGGCAACUUGGCACACAUCGUUCAGCUCUUCACCGAAGUUGGUGGGUCCCCUACUCCAGUCUUCUACAACCUGGUAGUAUCUUACGUGAUUGCAAAGUGCGUCCUUGUCAUCAGAAUCCUUAGAGGUGGGCGCAAGUACCAGCGUGUUCAUGGGAGUGGACUUUUGCAACUCCACACAGCCUCUGCGCUUUUGUCUGAGGUACCAGUUUAA